Schistocerca nitens (vagrant locust) is the source of this 2101-nucleotide messenger RNA. RefSeq lists its product as uncharacterized. Lineage: Eukaryota; Metazoa; Arthropoda; Insecta; Orthoptera; Acrididae. The record is from RefSeq and is a predicted model, not a curated record. The coding region runs from base 1 to 1965 and encodes 654 amino acids. The transcript is spliced from 4 exons.
AUGCCUCUCUAUUUGGAUGAGGGUAAUGCAACAUUGUCCAACAGUAUUGUUCUGGAACCACUUAUUGCUAUCGAUGGUAACGAAACUGGUCUCUUGCUCUUGGUGAAAGAAGAAGGGAGUCAAAUAACAGAUGAUACCGACAUGUUUACUGGUGACAUGAACCAAAGGAUAGACCCAGAAACGGCUCAGUUCGCUGAUCCUAUACUCAGCAGUGCAGCGCAAGCAACGACCAGCUCUAGUACCCAAUUGCAACCAGCUGCUGAUGGUGGUGAACCGUCUACAGAUGAAACAGCCACAACUCUCACUGGCAAAAUGCCUGAGAAGGUCACCUCACCAACUCCCAAAUUUGCUGAAAAAUUCAUUCGACUGAUGUACCACAAUCCAAAUGGGGUUGUGAUCCCAGCAAUGGAGGACAAUCAGUUGACACUGAAACGAAGCAACCGCGUCGAUCGAGUGAAGAGAAAUGCCGUCGUUCAAGAUGUGUCUCCGGACGUGUGGCGUGCUGUACAUAAACCGUCAGAAGAGUAUCAAGCCAGAUAUGUGAACAGUGAUUUCAGGAACACUCUUUUUCCAAUUUCAGAAGGGCAAAGGCCGUCAGUAGAUGAAGAGGAUAAUGGAGCUGCAUCAUCAAAUUAUAGAAGGGUUCCAAAUUCUCUGGUUCACAGAUUGGGACCUCAAGGAGCAGAUAAUGCGAUCCAUUACACAACAAUGACGAAAGGAGUCGGAGGUAUGGCCAAUCCAGAACAAGAAGCUAACCAAACGCCUCCUGGACAAGAUCACCACUACCAGCAUGAUUCAAUGGACAGCUCUCGUGGAGACCAGACAUACUUGGAGGAGCAUUUGCCUGCAGAGCAUAAGAUUCCAGCUGAAGAAGUCAAGGAUGGAAAACACACUCUGGAAGACCAGGACCAUCCUCUUAGAGGCACCGAAGGAGCUGCUUCGAGCCGAUUCGUUCUUCAGAUUCCAAAUACCAACAAAGAACACCUCCAUUACCAUGAAGACCGAAGUGGAGGACCAGUAACUCUGGAGGUGUUGAACGGUGCUCCUAGUAAUGAGGACAUCGGUAACACGACCAGAUUUCACUGGGCAAGUCGACAGUUUGUGUCAAUGUACGAUGAUGAUGACCCUGAGAAUGGUGAUAGGAAGAGUAGUAGCCUUCCAGUAAAAACUGAGGAUCUACCAUCCAGGAGAGUAGCAAGACGAAUUUGGGCGCCGUCGCUGAGGUCUUCACAAAAGGCUGGCAUUCGUAGAAAUGACGAAGCGGCGGGGCGAGGGGAGGAGUCGAGUGGCCUCGAACAGGGAACCGCGGACACGCUCCACAACGAAGUAGAGGAAGACAAGUUCAAGACUGCAGCAGACGGAUCUAGCGUCCAGAGGAGCGUGAUGGAGGCGCUGCUGGAACGGCUGGAGCGGUGCCUGCGCUCCGAGGCCAUGUCCGUGCUGGACAACCUGGAGCGUGCGGACGUGGCCACCAUCUGGCCAGGCGUGCAGCUGGUCAGGGUGGAAGGCCGGUCCACUCAGCGGACAAAUGGGAAGGGACACAGCAGCAACAGCACGCUAGAUAAAGACGAAGACGACAGGUGGGCGGCAAUUGCAGUGGACAAGUUGGCAGCCCUGCUGAGGUCGCACGCCAUCAGGCUGCGUCUGUCAUCGACUGCAGACGACCAGCGCGAAGAAGGUCGCCGCAUACGCUACCGGCACCAGUACAAGCACAUGUUCCCGCUGGUGGUGAUGGGAUACAUGGUGAUGUCGUCAUUCCUGGUGCCGCUGGGCUUCCAACUGAUGGCCGUGCUGUCAGGCAAGGCGCUCCUCCUCAGCAAGAUGGCGCUCGCCGUGGCUGGAAUGGCGGGCUUCAAGAGGCUGUUUCUGGGUGGGUUGGGUCCGGAGUACCCGGUAGCGCCACCAGUACUGCACCACGAGACGUACCCGAUCUACCACGAGCACCAUGCCGCCUUUGCCAAGUAGUUGCUACCCAGGGCACGUGACUUGUGUCUCAAUGACUUUACUAUAUGAGACAAGGAGACCAAUAGGUCGAAGAGACUGGAUUGCAAGUUAUCUCACCGAGGUGAUGCUGAGAACGUAGUACUGGAGGUAUACAAGC